Stegostoma tigrinum is the source of this 4254-nucleotide messenger RNA. RefSeq names its product prickle homolog 1b (gene prickle1b). The coding region runs from base 345 to 2831 and encodes 828 amino acids. The transcript is spliced from 8 exons. Lineage: Eukaryota; Metazoa; Chordata; Chondrichthyes; Orectolobiformes; Stegostomatidae. The record is from RefSeq and is a predicted model, not a curated record. Gene Ontology annotation, molecular function: zinc ion binding.
GCUGGGUUUGAUGGGCUUUCCUUCUCUUUCAAGUCUGUUUUCAUAUAGGAUGCUGGCGGCAUCAUUGCUAGGGAGUGUUUUCAGCAGUCGGUGUGUAGGCUUGCAGGUUUGUCUGUAAAGUUAGCGAGCACGCACAGUGGAGCAUAUUUCUACGUAGGGGACUCAGCAGCUGCAGUCCUACAGAGUGAAUGGUGCUUGCUGCUAACUCAGCAAACCACAGGACUCAACAGGAAGAAAGCGGUGGUCUUUCAGCUGUAAGUAGUUAGUCGCAGAAGGAACCCUGCGCUGCCUGUUAAAAGAUUCAUUGUAUGCUGAAUCGCAGCUGACCUCACCUCAGUGGCAUCAUGGCUUUAGAAGUGGAGCAGAAAGCAAGCAAACUGACUUUUGGAUUUCAGCGUAGUUCAACAUCAGAUGAUGAUUCUGGUUGCGUUUUGGAAGAGUAUGCAUGGGUUCCACCUGGCCUAAAGCCGGAACAGGUACAGCUGUAUUUUUCAUGCCUGCCAGAAGACAAGGUCCCUUAUGUCAACAGUCCUGGAGAGAAACACAGAAUUAAGCAGCUCCUGUAUCAGCUACCACCCCAUGAUAAUGAGGUGCGUUACUGCCAAUCUCUGAGUGAGGAAGAAAGGAAGGAAUUGCAGCUCUUCAGUGCUCAGAGGAAGAAAGAUGCACUGGGUAGAGGAACUAUCAAACAGCUGCCAAGAGUCCAAAUGCAUACUGCUUGUGAGCAGUGUGAGGAGAAGGUAAAAGGAGGUGAAGUUGCAAUAUUCGCCUCCAGAGCUGGUUCUGCCGUUUGUUGGCACCCUGCAUGCUUUAUCUGCUCAACCUGCCAGGAGCUCCUUGUUGACCUCAUCUACUUUUACCAAGACCAGAAAAUUCACUGCGGCAGGCAUCACGCUGAACUCCUGAAACCCCGCUGCUCAGCCUGUGAUGAGAUUAUUUUUGCCGAUGAAUGCACAGAAGCUGAAGGCCGUCACUGGCACAUGAAGCACUUCUGCUGUUUUGAAUGUGAAACUGUUCUGGGUGGCCAAAGAUAUAUUAUGAAGGAUGGGCGCCCAUACUGUUGUGGUUGCUUCGAGAGUCUAUACGCAGAAUAUUGCGAAGCAUGUGGGGAUCAUAUCGGAGUUGACCAUGCACAGAUGACGUACGAUGGGCAACAUUGGCAUGCCACCGACCAAUGCUUUUGCUGUGCCCAGUGCAGGGCUUCGCUUCUGGGAUGCCCUUUCCUCCCAAAACAAGGUCAGAUUUUCUGUUCGAAAUCCUGCAGCCUGGGUGAAGACGUCCAUGCCUCGGACUCCUCCGACUCUGCGUUCCAAUCCGCGCGGUCAAGAGAGUCUAGGAGGAGUGUGCGACUGGGAAAAAGCAGCAAGUCGGCAGACCAGUGCAGGCAGUCGUUGCUGCUUUCGCCUGCUGUCAAUUACAAAUGCCCCGACCCCUCUGGCAGGAGCGACGACCCGUUAUCUCAGCAAAUGGAUGCCCUCAGCCUCGGCAGCCCAGCUGCGAGUCUCAGCAACAAUCGUUUUUGGAACGGCCGGGUCGAGGCUGACGCAGCUGAGGAACAUGAAGAGUGGGCCGAGCACGACGACUACAUGACCCAGCUACUGCUUAAGUUUGGCAACCGGGGCAUCUUUCAGCAGUUCAGCGAAGACGCCAAGCACUGGAUAUCAGACAGCGAAGCCAAAAGUAAGAUGGAACUGAAUGGCCGUAAUGGUCAGGGCCUGGUAAGUACGAAGUAUGAAUCCAACAUGUACUGGGCACAAUCCCAGGAUAAUCUAGGAGACUCCGCCUAUGGGAGCCACCCAGGACCUGCCAGCAGUCGCAAGAUUCAAGAACUUGACAUUGAUGAUGGUGCAGUGGCCUACAAUCAUGACCAAAACCAGUGGUACGAAGAUUCGCUGGAAUGCCUCACGAAUGAGUUAAAGCCAGUUGAACAAAGUGUUCGAGAUUCUGUGGACUCUUUAGCCCUGUCUAAUAUCACAGGCGCUUCGGUAGAUGGAGAUAACCAGCAACGGUCGUCCGUAUUUGGUCUCCAGGAUUUCCAAGAAAUUGAGAAUGACUGUGAGAAAAUGAGUAACAUGGGGACAAUGAACUCCUCAAUGCGCCACCGCAGCACGGAAUCCCUGAAGAGUUUGACCUCUGAUCUCUGUCAGGUCAUGGCACCAGAAGAGAAGCAAAAGCCCAUCUGCAACCCAAUGCUAAGAAGGUCAAAGUCUCAGUCAAGGCCCCAGCAGGUUAAGUUUUCUGAUGACGUCAUUGACAACAGGAGUUACGAGGAGGUCGGAAUCCGGCAGCCUCCAAUGAGCGAGAGAACCCGUCGGCGUGCGUACAAUUUUGACGGCCACAGCGAUAGGCGCCAUCACCGCCGGCGCAGGAGCAGGAAGUCCCGUUCUGACAAUGCCCUCCAUCUGGUGACGGAGAGGAGGAGUCCACGAGAAAGGCCUUGUGUGUACUCUCCGGAGGAUUGUGAAAAAUUAACCCAAGCCCAAAUCUCACAGCAAAGACAAGCAUACAUUCAAAGCCAGGAAUUGUACGGGCAGUACAGUCAUAACUCGGACUACGCCCUCCAGAACCGAGUCGUGGACAAAUUUCUUGGCUUGUAUGCUGAGGAUGAUGACUCCUGGUGCUCAACCUGCUCCUCUUCCUCCUCUGAUUCAGAAGAAGAAGGUUAUUUCCUUGGGCAACCGAUCCCACAGCCCAGGGCGCAACGAUACCUGUAUUAUACGGAUGAUCUUGCAGGGCCGUCAUCAGUGCUACCGAGUUCUGGUGUUGGAUCACGGACCACCAAAUCCAAAAAGAAAAAGGGGCACAAAGGGAAAAAUUGCAUCAUUUCCUAGGACAGAUUUAGCAUGAACCAAAUCUGCAAGGAGCCUUUCCAGCUUGCUACUCUGUGAAUUCAGAUGGUGUCACUAAAUGUCUAGUGGAAGCAACCUAUAAGUUCAUUUGAAACUACAGAACAUCCAGAGACAAAGUUUGUUGGUGUUGAAACUGCUACUAUUGUACUUUAAGGCCAAGUGUGACUGACACAGCACAUGUGGAUAAACACACUAUUAUUUACGCUUGUAGCAGUGCACUCAUUUCUGUAUUUUCAUGUACUACCUACUAAUAAGCAGCGGAGUGGGUAACAUCCCUGUCUGUUAGCCGGAGUGUCCAGGUUUGUGCCCCAUUUCAGGACUUGAUGGUCAAGGAAGGUGCAUACAUUAUGUCACAAAACAGGUUGGUUAUGAAUGGCAAAUUCUUCCCAUGCCAACACAGGCAGUAACAACUGGAAAGAUACUUGGUGAGCCACAUUUUAGGAAAAGAAACAUUGUACUGUCACUGUCCGUAGUGAUACAUAGAUACAUAGAACAUGUAUGUAAAAGGCGACGUUGCAACAGCAGCUCAGACCCCCACCCCCAUCUCCGAGCAAACACCAUAUAAUUCUUCAGUCAACCAGUACAACAUGGAACUUCAUACUGCUGAGUUUACACUUUGAGAAAGUUUUAACUGGUCUUAACAGCUUUUAACUUUGUAACCAUUUUAAUAUGUCUUUAUUGGUGCUUUUAUAAUAAUGUUAAAUGUUCAUUUAUAUUAAGGUAUUUGCAAUGAGUAUGUAAAGCAAAGCAAAAGUUGCUGAAUGAUCAGUGGGCAAUAAUGAAAGCCAGGCUGGAGACUAAGUGGGUGCAAAUCUGCUUCCCAAUUUUGAAUAUUCCAAGCAUUAAAGUAGCUGCAAUGCGUACUUUCAAAGAAAAAUGUUGGUAUUUAAAAUGUAGGAUUUAGUAACUAAAGUUAAUCAUAAUUUAACAGUGCAAAUACUGUAUAUAUUGUACAGUUCAGAUGAAGAACUGAUAUUUUUAUAUAUCCCUGAAUUACAAAACAAGUCAUUUAUCUUUGGUUGUAAGAAAUAGAUGUAAUGAAGUAAUUGGCAACAUCAAAUUUGUUUUCUUAAUGACUUCUUGUCAAGUAACAAUUUAGCUUUUAGUCUUUAGGCCUCUGUGUGUGUGUGUGUGUGUGUGUGUGUGUGUGUGUGUGUGUGUGCGCGCGCAUAUGUUUAUGCUUCUUCUAUAUACAGCAGACAUUGCCCCUCGUCUUUUUGUCAAAAUUAAAUUCUUGCCGGGGUCAUCAGACUGCAGAGUAUUAAUAGUCCUGCCCAGUUGCAGAACCAGGUGUCCUUGCUGUGUUACAAGAGCUCAUUGUGAAUCAGAUAAUGUAAAGGAAUAUCAAACUGAUGUAUAAAUGUAAAAACUGGAACAUGUAGAUGAAUAAAAUUAAUAAAAAUGU